Callithrix jacchus (white-tufted-ear marmoset) is the source of this 3300-nucleotide messenger RNA. RefSeq names its product solute carrier family 27 member 5 (gene SLC27A5). Gene Ontology annotation, molecular function: long-chain fatty acid-CoA ligase activity; long-chain fatty acid transmembrane transporter activity. Gene Ontology annotation, biological process: long-chain fatty acid import into cell; long-chain fatty acid metabolic process; bile acid metabolic process. Gene Ontology annotation, cellular component: endoplasmic reticulum membrane; plasma membrane. The record is from RefSeq and is a predicted model, not a curated record. Lineage: Eukaryota; Metazoa; Chordata; Mammalia; Primates; Cebidae.
UACCCAGGCUGGAGUGCAAUGGCACAAUCUCGGCUCACUGCAACCUCCGCCUCCUGGGUUCAGGCAAUUCUCCUGCCUCAGCCUCCCAAGUAGCCGGGAUUACAGGCACGCGCCACCACGCCCAGCUAACUUUUUGUAUUUUUAGUAGAGACGGGGUUUCACCAUGUUGACCAGGAUGGUCUCGAUCUCUUGACCUCGUGAUCCACCCACCUCGGCCUCCCAAAGUGCUGUGAUUACAGGCGUGAGCCACCGCGCCCGGCAGACAUGACUUGCUGUGCGGCCCAGAUGACCUUUAUAGCGGUUGCACGGCUCAUCUUGCAUCCUUCGCUAUGGGGCCUGGAUGGCUGCAAUCCAGGCCUGCUUAGACAUGUCACACACACUGAUCUGUGUUGCUCAUAUGGAAAACAGAAACUUACAGUUAUCAGCUAUAGAGAAUAAGAAUACAAGAAUCUAUACACUUAUAAAACUUGCAGAGCAGUUCCACGGGAAGGGGUAAGGUCUCAGGGAAGUUUGCUUCUACCUAAGAAGGAAAGUUUGCUUUUCUGCUCCUAUCUCCGGCAUCAGGCUGAUGAGGGUGGCAAGCAGGCAGAGAGGGGGUGGAGCCAUACACAAGACCAUGCAGAGCAAACAAACAUGUAGAGGAGAAGGGCUGGGGGCAAAGUCCUAAGGAGAGGAGCAGCCACUGUCAGCAGUGCCAGGGCCACCACCCCUGGGGAGGAGCCAUUGUGCUACUCUGAGAAGCCAGGGGCAAGCCUGAACAUUCAACAGCUGCUGCUCCUAGAGAGGAGCUGGUACCAUGGGUGUCAGGCGACGACUGGCCUUGCUGCUGCUGCUGCUGCUCCUGCUCUGGGGCCUGGGGCAGCCAGUGUGGCCAGUGGCUAUGGCCCUGGCCCUGCGCUGGCUCCUGGGGGAUCCCAUGUGCUGUGCGCUACUUGGCCUGGCCAUGCUAGCACGGCCCUGGCUCAGCCCCUGGGUGUCCCAUGGGCUGAGCCUGGCAGCUGCGGCCCUGGCGCUAACCCUGCUGCCGGCACGGCUGCCCUCGGGACUGCGCUGGCUGCCGGCUGAUGUGGUCUUCUUGGCCAAGAUCCUCCGCCUGGGCCUGAAUGUCAGGGCAUGCUUAGGCCGACAGCCGCCUUACACCUUUGUAGAUGCCUUUGAGCGACGAGCACAAGCGCAGCCUGGCAAGGCAAUCUUGGUGUGGACUGGGCCUGGGGCCGGCACAGUCACUCUUGGCGAGCUGGAAGCCCGGGCCUGCCGGGCGGCAUGGGCCCUGAAGGCUGAGCUGGGUGGCCCUGUGAGCCUGCGUGCCAGGGAGCCUGCUGCCCUCCUGGUGCUGGGUUCCCAGGCCGUUCCAGCCCUGUGUGUGUGGCUUGGGCUUGCUAAGCUGGGCUGCCCAACGGCCUGGAUAAACCCACAUGGCCGGGGGACACCCCUGGUGCAUUCUGUGUUGAGCUCUGGGGCCAGGGUGCUGGUGGUUGACCCAGACCUCUGGGAGAGUCUGGAGGAGAUCCUUCCCAAGCUGCAGGCUGAGAACAUCCGCUGCUUCUACCUCAGCCAUACCUCCCCUACACCAGGGGUGGGGACUCUGGGAGCUGCCCUGGAUGCGGCGCCCUCCCACCCAGUGCCUGCUGACCUGCGUGCUGGGAUCACACGGCGAAGCCCUGCCCUCUUCAUCUACACCUCAGGGACCACUGGCCUCCCGAAGCCAGCCAUCCUCACGCAUGAGCGGGUACUGCAGAUGAGCAAGAUGCUGUCCUUGUGUGGGGCCACAGCUGAUGAUGUGGUUUACACGGUCCUGCCUCUGUACCACGUGAUAGGACUUGUCCUUGGGUUCCUCGGCUGCUUGGAUCUUGGAGCCACCUGUGUUCUGGCCCCCAAGUUCUCUGCUUCCUGCUUCUGGGAUGAUUGCCGGCAGCAUGGCGUGACAGUGAUCCAGUAUGUGGGAGAGCUCCUGCGGUAUUUGUGUAACACUCCCCAGCGACAAGAAGACCGGACACACACAGUCCGCCUGGCGAUGGGCAAUGGACUCCGGGCUGAUGUGUGGAAGAACUUCCAGCAGCGCUUUGGUCCUAUUCGGAUCUGGGAAAUGUACGGCUCCACAGAAGGCAACAUGGGCUUAGUCAACUAUGUGGGGCGCUGCGGGGCCCUGGGCAAGAUGAGCUGCCUCCUUCGAAUGCUGUCCCCCUUUGAGCUGGUGCAGUUCGACAUGGUGGCGGAGGAGCCUGUGAGGGACAGUCAUGGCUUCUGCAUCCCUGUAGGGCUAGGGGAGUCGGGGCUUCUGCUGACCAAGGUUGCAAGCCACCAUCCCUUCGUGGGCUACCGCGGCCCCCGAGAGCUGUCGGAACGGAAGCUGGUGCGCAACGUGCGGCAGUCGGGCGACGUUUACUACAACACCGGGGACGUGCUGGCCAUGGACCACGAAGGCUUCCUCUACUUCCGCGACCGCCUCGGGGACACCUUCCGGUCCGAAGCGGGGUUUCUCGGGGCGGGACCACGGAAGCUUUCACGUCCUAGAGGGAGCAAGGCUGAAGAGGCGGGACUUUCCUAUCGCAAGAGGGAGGAGCUUGGGGUCACGACUUCCCACGCGAAAGCGAGGCUUCUCGAUUUUGGAGGCGGCGGCCCUGACCAGGCCUCCAGAUCCCCCAAGGGGGCGGGGCGGGGCGGGGGGAGAGGCGGGGCCUCUCCUUGCUGGGGGCGUGACCACAGGCGCUGGCUCCAACCCCGCAGAUGGAAGGGCGAGAACGUGUCCACGCGCGAGGUGGAGGGCGUGUUGUCGCAGGUGGACUUCCUGCAACAGGUUAACGUGUAUGGCGUGUGUGUGCCAGGGUGUGAGGGUAAGGUGGGCAUGGCUGCCGUGCAGCUAGCCCCCGGCCAUACUUUCGACGGGCAGAAGUUGUACCGGCACGUUCGCGCUUGGCUCCCUGCCUACGCUACCCCCCAUUUCAUCCGCAUCCAGGACGCUGUGGAGGUCACGAGCACGUUCAAACUGGUGAAGACCCGAUUAGUGCGUGAGGGCUUUAACGUAGGGGUCGUGAUUGACCCUCUGUUUAUACUGGACAACCGGGCCCAGACCUUCCGGCCCCUGACGGCAGAAAUGUACCAGGCUGUGUGUGAGGGAACCUGGAGGAUCUGACCACCUGGCCAACCCACAAGGGCAAAGAUCAAAGCCGGCCACCACCACCCCAACACACUCGGUGUCACUUUCAUCCUGGGCCUGCGGCAAUCCCAGCCUGGCCAUAUCCUCAACCUCAGUGGACUGGAAAUGGCAGUGGCAGAAUAAACUCAAAUGUGUUCACAGAA